GAGAGGUACGCAGCCAGUCGCAUUUUCCCAGGUUAAGCUUCAAGUUCCCAACAUCAACUCUUGGUCUCAAUUUCUACAGCCUGCCAGCGUCUAUUGCGCAAAACUCCAUAUCAUUCAAUAUCACUCUUAAACACGUUAUCACGUUGCAAUUACCCGAUAACGCUGUGACGGCAAUCUACCACAUCUCGCGUCGCCAUCAUGACGGGCCGACGCGAUUUCCUGUCUCAGCCCGCGCCCGAAAACUAUGUUGCUGGUCUGGGACGUGGUGCUACUGGGUUUACCACGCGUUCAGACUUAGGGCCGGCACGGGAGGGCCCCUCAGAAGAUCAGAUCAAGGAAGCCCUUGCGAAGCGUGCAGCCCAACUCGGCUUUAGCGAUGCGGUCUCUGGAAAGAAGAAAGAUCAGGCUGCUGAGGAGGAGGACAACAACGAUGAACGAUUCCAGGACCCGGACAAUGAGGUUGGCCUAUUUGCCGGCGGUAUAUAUGACAAGGACGAUGACGAAGCGGAUCGGAUAUAUCGCGAGAUAGAUGAGAAGAUGGAUAAACGCCGAAGAGUCAGGAGGGAAGCGCGCGAGAAAGCAGAAAGGGAAGAAUACGAACGCAAGAACCCCAAGAUUUCCCAGCAGUUCGCCGACCUGAAACGAGGCCUUGAGAGCAUUACCGAAGACGAGUGGGCCUCAUUACCUGAGGUAGGAGACCUUACUGGUAGGAACAAACGGGCUAGGCAGGCACGGCAUCAACGCUUUUAUGCCGUACCUGACAGUGUUCUUGCCGCGGCGAGUAGCACGGGAGAGCUUGGAACGACUGUCGCUGACGAUGGCUCUGCCUCUACCGCCAGCUCUUCUGCGAAUGCAACCGAUGGAACGGUGACGGAUUUCGCGAAGAUCGGACAGGCAAGAGACAAGGUGCUACAAGUCCGACUUGACCAGGCCUCUCAGAAUGGAACCAGUACCACCUCCGGAAGUGCGACCAGUGUGGAUCCUAAGGGCUAUCUCACGAGCCUUGCAAAAUCACAAUUACCCGAAAGUGCUGCCCAGGUUGGUGAUAUCAACCGAGUUAGAGAAUUACUUGAGUCGGUCAUCAAGACAAAUCCGAACAAUGGUCCCGGCUGGAUUGCAGCGGCACGUCUUGAAGAGUUGGCUGGUAAAAUAGUAGCAGCGCGCAACGUCAUAGCUCGUGGUUGUGAACAUUGUCCCAAGAGCGAAGAUGUGUGGCUGGAAAACAUCCGCUUAAACGAUCAGCGUAACGCCAGGAUCAUCGCUGCAAAUGCCAUCAAGAAAAACAACCGCUCAGUCAGAUUAUGGGUAGAGGCGAUGAAGCUCGAAGAUGAUGCACGAUCCAAGAAACGAGUGAUUCGCCAUGCUCUAGAUCAUAUCCCUGAAUCUGAAGCCCUGUGGAAGGAAGCUGUCAACCUUGAAGAAGACCCCGAAGAUGCGAAAUUGCUCCUCGCAAAGGCCACCGAACUUAUUCCACUAUCAGUUGAUCUAUGGCUAGCACUAGCUCGCUUAGAAACUCCGGAGAACGCCCAAAAGGUGUUGAACAGAGCUCGUAAACACUGCCGGACGUCUCAUGAGAUUUGGAUAGCCGCUACAAGAUUACAAGAGCAGCUCGGCGAAGGUGAAAAGGUUAAUGUUAUGAAACGUGCAGUCCAGGUUUUAGCAAAAGAAUCUGCUAUGCCUAAGCGGGAAGAUUGGAUCACGGAAGCUGAGAAAUGUGAAGAAGAGGGAGCUAUCAUAUCAUGUGGUGCGAUUAUUCGAGAGACUUUAGGCUAUGGCCUAGACGAGGACGAUGAUCGCAAAGAGACGUGGUUAGAAGAUGCGCGUGGGAGUAUCAAUAGGGGCAUGUACGAAACGGCUCGAGCUAUUUAUGCAUAUGCCUUACGUGUCUUCCCCACGAGCAAAACCAUAUGGCUGGCAGCCGCAGAUCUCGAGAGGAAUUUUGGCAAGAGAGAGGAUCUCUGGCAAGUCCUGGAGAAGGCAGUCAACGCAGUUCCUCACAGCGAGGUCCUGUGGAUGAUGCUUGCAAAGGAGAAAUGGCAAGCUGGAGAAGUUGACAAUGCACGCCGUGUCCUUGCCAGAGCCUUCCAGCAGAACCCGAACAACGAAGAUAUUUGGCUCGCCGCCGUCAAGCUUGAAGCCGAAAACGACCAGAUAGAACAAGCCCGUGGUUUGCUGAAGCAAGCUCGACAGGAAGCACCCACGGAUCGUGUGUGGAUGAAGAGUGUUGCCUUUGAGCGGCAGCUUGGUAACCUCGACGAAGCCCUCGAUCUUGUCCAGGAGGCCCUAAAUCUCUUCCCCGCCUACCCAAAGCUCUGGAUGAUGAAAGGGCAAAUCUACGACGCCCUGGGCAAGAAACCGCAGGCCCGCGAAGCGUACGCGACGGGCGCCAAGGCCGUGCCCAGCUCCGUUCCCCUCUGGCUCCUCUACACACGUCUUGAGGAGUCGAUGGGUCUUCUCCCCAAAGCGCGCUCGGUGCUUGACAGGGCACGUCUCGCCAUCCCCAAAUCACCCGAGCUGUGGUGCGAAUCUGUGCGCCUGGAGCUCCGCGCAGGCGACAUGAAACAGGCCGAGUCAUUAAUGGAGCGCGCGCGCCGUGACGUACCCAAGAACAAGCAAGGCCUACUCUGGGCAGAAAAGAUCUGGCACCUCACGGAGCCGAAGCAGCGCAAGCCGCGAGCCGUCGAGGCCGUCAAGGAAGCAGAGAAUGACCCGGUGCUCCUCGUGGCUGUGGCGCGCAUCUUCUGGGGCGAGCGCCGGCUCGACAAGGCCCAGAACUGGUUCGAGCGGGCCCUCGUGCGGGACUCGGAUCUCGGAGACAGCUGGGCGUGGUACUACAAGUUCCUGGUCGAGCACGGCACCCCGGAGAAGAGGGAGGAAGUCAUCAAGAAGUGCGUUAGCGUCGAGCCCAGACACGGCGAAGUCUGGCAGCGCGUGGCCAAGGAGCCCAAGAAUGCCCGGAAGAACACCGAGGAGAUCCUCAAGAUGGUCGCUGCCGAAGUACGGUGAGGCAGACAGGUUCAGACUACAGCCUAGCCUUACCAUCCCGCUAUCUAUUUUCAACUCGAGGACCUACCUACUCCGCCUGCUUCUUUAUACCAUACCUUGCGCUGCGCGAAGUUACCGCGCGGCAUUAUGGGGGGGGUUAAUUCGUCUACGAAAUAUGUACUUGUAUCAAAUUGGUCCUGUGCCAUACCUGUAUCCGUUCUGAAUGAUUACGAUUGCCAAGAAUUAGCUCAGCUUAGCUUACUUACCUAGGGUA
Messenger RNA from Xylaria bambusicola, 3259 nucleotides. Its product is annotated as PRP1 splicing factor. The coding region runs from base 199 to 3006 and encodes 935 amino acids. Gene Ontology annotation, biological process: mRNA splicing, via spliceosome; spliceosomal tri-snRNP complex assembly. The record is from RefSeq and is a predicted model, not a curated record. Gene Ontology annotation, molecular function: protein binding. Lineage: Eukaryota; Fungi; Ascomycota; Sordariomycetes; Xylariales; Xylariaceae. Gene Ontology annotation, cellular component: catalytic step 2 spliceosome; U4/U6 x U5 tri-snRNP complex. The transcript has 2 exons.